Capsella rubella is the source of this 1068-nucleotide messenger RNA. RefSeq names its product ADP-ribosylation factor. The transcript is spliced from 6 exons. The record is from RefSeq and is a predicted model, not a curated record. Gene Ontology annotation, cellular component: cytoplasm. NCBI's taxonomy places the organism in Eukaryota, Viridiplantae, Streptophyta, Magnoliopsida, Brassicales, Brassicaceae. The coding region runs from base 195 to 773 and encodes 192 amino acids. Gene Ontology annotation, biological process: vesicle-mediated transport; intracellular protein transport. Gene Ontology annotation, molecular function: GTPase activity; GTP binding.
AAAAACACCUGGAAUCCAUUGUACCGAAAACGCAACCUUUGCUUUCUCGGGAAGAUCCUGAAAAUCGAUCACCUUAAGCUUUGAUUCUCUCUGUUUCCUUCAGCUUCAGUUUCUUCUAUUCUGGUUGGUCGAUAAGAGAAACCUUGUAACAUUCUUCGUGUUUGUGCGUGGUUUAAGCUUCUGGUGGGUGAGAGAUGGGUCAAACUUUUCGCAAGCUUUUCGAUACUUUCUUCGGAAACCAGGAGAUGAGGGUCGUUAUGCUGGGGCUUGAUGCGGCUGGCAAAACAACGAUACUGUACAAGCUCCACAUUGGAGAAGUUCUCUCGACUGUUCCCACAAUCGGUUUCAAUGUUGAGAAAGUUCAGUACAAGAAUGUGAUGUUCACAGUUUGGGAUGUUGGUGGCCAAGAGAAACUGAGGCCCUUGUGGAGACAUUACUUCAAUAAUACCGAUGGACUUAUAUACGUGGUUGACUCCUUGGACCGAGAGAGGAUUGUUAAAGCGAAGCAAGAAUUUCAGGAGAUCAUUAGAGAUCCAUUCAUGCUCAACAGUGUCAUUCUAGUGUUUGCCAACAAACAAGACAUGAGAGGAGCCAUGUCUCCUCGAGAAGUAUGUGAAGGGCUUGGCUUACUUGACCUCAAGAACAGGAAAUGGCAUAUACAAGGCACAUGUGCUCUUCAAGGAGAUGGGCUCUAUGAAGGCUUAGACUGGUUAUCAACUACGCUCAAAGAGGUUAAAGCUGCUGGUUACUCAUCCGUUGGUCCCUCGUUUUAACUCACUCCGCAGAAAAAAAUCCCCAGACUAGUUAAAUUGAAAUACGAAAAGUACCAAAUCAAGCUCAUGGUGUUCAGUCUAUCCACCAUUAUAUACUUUUAGGCCAUGGCCAAAGUCUUCUUCUAGGCCUCUGAUAUGGUAGUAAUAUCACACAAUCAAAAUCUCUCAAGACUAUGUAAUGGAAGUUGUUUUUGUUUUCUUUUGUCUCACAUGGCCCUUUUUGCAUAAUGACUUUGGAGCUUCAAUGUAAAUUCUGAUGGAUAAUUGUAUAAAAAUCUGCAAAAUUCUCAUGGCG